UCUCGGGUAGCAAGGGAGCCCAGCAGGGUACAGUUUCAAAGAGAAUCGGUCAUAAUGUAAAUAUGACCCAUUCAUUAAUCCCAGUCAAAGUCAUUGAUUUCAGAGUGUGAUCAGCCGAUGCCUGCAUGGUGGAGUCUUCAUCACCGGGACCGGAUCACAGCCCCCCCCUGCUGUCUCUCCUGAGAAGGUGAAGCCUUCAGAAUAACAGCUCUGCCGCUAUGAGACGAAUAACGGGCAAGACGAAGGAUGAAACUUUGAUCGAGCUGCAGAGCGCGACAGAAUCACAGACAGGAGAUGGUCCUGCAGUGUUGACCGCAUUCAGGAUAAACCUGCACUCAGAUGAAAAUGGUGGCAAUAGUGUGAGUUCAUUAUCUGAAAGAGUGACACUGCCUGGGCAUGCAGAGACAGAAAAGUUGCAACCAAACAAGGACACUGUGUUCUUCAGGGAUGGGGUUCGGAGAAUAGACUAUGUGUUGUCUUAUGUGGAUGAUAAAGAUGGAGAAAAGAAACAGGAGAGGAGGAGGGAGUUUGAGGCCAACCUUGAGAAACAAGGUCUGGAGCUGGAGACUGAAGACAAAUCAGACUCCAAGGACCAAAAGACAUAUUUCCUGAAGAUCCAUGCUCCAUGGGAAGUACUGGCGACCUACGCUGAUGUCUUAAAGAUUAAAGUUCCCUUCAAAUUGAGUGAUAUCCCCCAUGGUCAUGAUGUCCCGCUGGAGUGGCUCUCGCAUCCUUUCCGUCUGCCAGAUCACAUCAUGCGCCCACAACCGGACUACUUUACCUACCCCUUCGACAAGAACAAGACCGACUUCUUCCUUAUCAAUGACAAGGAUACCUUCUUCCCGCCUUCCACAAGAAACAGAAUCGUGUUCUACAUCCUGGCUCGUUGCCCGUACUACAAAGAGGGUCGGAAAGAAAGAGACAAGACGGGAAUCAAACGACUACUCAGCAAUGGGACGUAUACGGCAGCCUUUCCUCUUCAUGAUUGUCCAUACUGGAAAAGGGCAAGAAACGCUGAAUGCGAGAGUGAGCGUUACAACUUGUAUAAACACUGGGCCCGGUUCCUCUGCUUUUACAAGGAGCAGCCUCUCAACCUCAUCAGGAAGUACUAUGGGGAGAAGAUUGGGAUCUACUUCGCCUGGCUGGGCUUCUACACAGAGAUGCUGUUCUUUGCAGCUGUCAUGGGCGUCAUAUGUUUCACCUAUGGAGUGCUCAGUUAUGAGGACAACAGGUCAAGCAAAGAAAUAUGUGACCCCCACAUUGGAGGCAGUAUCGUGAUGUGUCCACUUUGUGAUAAAAAGUGCCCUUUCUGGAAGCUCAACUCUACAUGUCUCUCAUCCUGGCAAUCCCAUCUGUUUGAUAAUGAGGGAACGGUAUUCUUUGCCAUAUUUAUGGGGAUUUGGGUCACUCUGUUUUUGGAGUUCUGGAAACGGCGUCAAGCCCGUCUGGAGUACGAGUGGGACUUGGUGGACUUUGAAGAGGAGCAGCAACAGCUUCAAAUCCGACCCGAGUUUGAGAUCAGAUGCACCAACAAGAGACUCAACAAGAUCACUCAGGAAAUGGAGCCGUAUCUUCCCACCUCAAGCAAGUGUGUUCGCUUCUGUCUCUCCUCUGCCACCGUUAUAUUAUGGAUCUCUCUGAUUGUGGCUUGUAUAAUCGGGGUCAUAGCGUACAGAUUGGCCGUUCAUGCUGCCUUCGCGAGUAUCAUUAAAGACCCCAUGAGAAAGAUCCAGGUGGUGGGCAGGUUCAUCACUCCACAGCUCGCCACUUCUGUCACUGCCUCCUGCAUCAACUUUGUCAUCAUCAUGAUCCUCAACUUCUUUUAUGAGAGGGUGGCCGUCUGGAUCACUGACAUGGAAAUCCCAAAGACCCACCUGGAGUAUGAGAACAGGUUGACCAUGAAGAUGUUCCUCUUCCAGUUUGUCAACUACUACUCAUCGUGCUUCUACGUGGCCUUCUUCAAAGGCAAAUUUGUCGGUUAUCCUGGUGACUACUCAUAUAUGUUCGGCAAAUGGAGCAAACUAAGGAAUGAGGAGUGUGACCCCGGAGGCUGUCUGAUUGAGCUCACCACGCAGCUGGUCAUUGUUAUGGCUGGAAAACAACUGUGGGGGAACAUUCAGGAAGCUCUGCUGCCGCUGAUGCGUAACUGGUGGAGUAACAGAAAAGGACGGCACCAUCCUGAGAACCAUUCCAGCCGCUGGGAGCAGGACCACGGGCUGCUGAACUUCAGCCAGCUUGGAUUGUUUUAUGAGUACCUGGAGAUGGUGAUCCAGUUUGGUUUCAUCACUUUGUUUGUGGCCUCUUUUCCUCUGGCUCCGCUCCUGGCUCUGUGCAACAACAUCCUGGAGAUCAGGGUGGACUCCUGGAAGUUCACCACCCAGUUCAGACGACCGGUGGCGUCCAAGGCCCGAAACAUUGGAGCGUGGCAGGAAAUCCUCAACGCAGUGGCCAUUCUGUCUGUUGUUACCAAUGCUUUCAUCAUGGCGUUUACUUCCGACAUGAUCCCCCGUAUGGUCUUCCUGUAUGCCUAUGGUAAAAAUGCCAGCAUGAGGGGCUACGUUAACAACAGCCUGUCAAUAUACAACAUCUCUCAGAUACCCAAUGACAACAUGCCUGAGGAGGGAGGCAACUGGUUUGAUAACACGACUUCCACCUGCAGGUACCGUGACUACCGUUACCCUCCAGGCCAUGCGAGGGAAUACACUCACACCAUGCAGUUUUGGCAUAUCCUGGCAGCCAAAAUGGCCUUUAUUAUUAUAAUGGAGCACGUCGUCUUUGUGGUGAAGUUCUUCGUGGCGUGGAUGAUCCCGGACGUCCCGUCAGUUGUGAAGGCUCGGUUCAAACGAGAGCGCUACCUGAUUCAAGAGUACCUGCAUAACUACGAGGUGGAGAAGGUCAAAAUCCAGAUGAGUGCCAGUUUCAUGACAGAGCAACCAUCAGAAGUAUCCUCAAUGACAGACAAACAAGAAGUGUUGUCUGAGUGCCUGGAGCCUCCUUCCUGAAAACUCCUAACUAACCAAGCCAAGAAUGGACACGUGUUAGAGUUUUCUCCUCACUGACAGCAUCCAUAUACACAGAUCCUGUCUUUGGGAUAAAAAUGAUAUAAUCUUUUCUUGCUGGAUGGACUCCUAUAUUAGGAUCUGUGUAAAGGCAUCAGAAAUUCAAAUGCAACAUCUCGCUUUGCUUAAAAUUAGCUACCCGAGUGGCUGCAACACUCCUAUGCCAUAUAAAGAAAGUUUGAAAACAACAGAAGAAGGCUAAAAAGAUUGUAACUGCAGCUUGUAUCAUUCCCUGUGUAAUGGCUUCAUAUCCCCAUGUGUCAUGACUAUAUGUGCUAAUAGCCAAGUGGGAAUUGUUGAAAAUUACCCUUUAAAGAGAUGGCUAUCAUAUCAUUAAUUAAAUGUUUUGCAUGUGAUUUCUCUUGUGAGGAAACAAGAUUAAGGGCUUUUUAGAAAAGAUGUCAGUGUUAAGGAGUUUUAAAAAUCUCAUAUCAUUUAAGGGAUUAUGUCCUAAACAUCACCUAUCUUUAUGUCUUAAGUGUAAUAAUUAUUUUUAGUUUCGUUGCUGCAUAAUGUUUAGAUCCACUGAUCUAUAGCUGGGCUAUUAGAUGUUUGAGUUAAUUAUGUUUAUGCUCUUUCAAACUGUAAAUUGGAAAACCAAUUACCUCCAUUAUAGUGCAGUGAUACUGUAACAAUCAGAAGUGUGUAUCAUUCCAGCCUGAGUUGAUAGUAUAGUGAGACAGCAGCUGCAGGCUUAUCUUCCAGAUGUAUUUCCAACUUGCUACAGGACCAAUUAUACGAUUUUUACAAAAAGAAAAGCCUACACAUAGAAAAUCUCAUGACAGAUUUUCUCUUUUAGUACAAUCAGUUUAUGUGUGAAAGUUGGCCGUGUGUUGGCUUUAUGGCUCCAAUUGUUAUACAUAGAUAACAAAUGGCCUAUAUUGCUGUUUAACAUUAUUUGUGCCUCCACAUGUUUUCGGCAUAACAAACCUUCAGAGAUGAUCAGACAGUUGGAGAACUUGGUUUGGUACAAUGUAAGUGAGCAUAUCAGCAAAAAGAAAUGAGUUGAUGACAUUACUGUAGGUAACCUACUCUUUGGUUUUGCUGUAGAUAUAAAGAAAAUAUCAUAUAUUUAAAUUGGUUAUUGAGCAACUAAUUUAUUGAUAUGCUUCUGCUUUGUAGUCUGAAGCUUUUAUAUUAAGAAGAGUAACUUAAUAUGCACUUUCUUUACAUUUGUAUUCAUCAAAUCAUAAAUGGCCAUCAACCAUGUUAGUUCAGUCCGUUCUUCAAGUACAUUUAAUGUAAUACUACAAGGGACCAGAUGCAUAAAAAACACUCCAGAGAGAUAUAUAACUAAACAGUAUCUAUUUAUGAGAUACAGGAUCACUUCAUUUAUUCUUAUUAUUCCAGGUUUACCAGGUUUUUCUUUGUUUUAUAUUGAAACCUCUUUGUAACUUGACUUGCUACAUGAUGCAGUUGUAAUUUCAGCUAUCAGCUAUUAUAUUUGACAUUAAAAACCAAGUCUCAUUUACUCGCAUCUCAGGAUCAAUCAUGAGCAUCACUUACACAGUAAAACAGUACGCAGAUAUCAGAUGUGUGCAGAGCGUGAUCCUGCAGCAUAAUGUAUUUCCAAACAAACAAAUGCCUUAAACCUCUGUGCUUACUCGUUUUUGUAUGCUUCUGUAAUGCCAAAGUGUCCUAUCUGAAUUCAAAACCUGUUUCAUGUAAGUCAUCAUUGCAAAGUUGCUGUUUUGUCUAAUUUGAUGCGCAUGAAUUGCUGGAAAUGUUUGUCAAUUAUAUUCUAAUUUCACUGUAGCCUAUUGUACAAUUAAUAUUCACGAUACAUAAAUAAAAAAGUAAUUAUAGUAUGA
This is a messenger RNA of Gymnodraco acuticeps, 4870 nucleotides long. It is a transcript of the gene ano5b, whose product is annotated as anoctamin 5b. Lineage: Eukaryota; Metazoa; Chordata; Actinopteri; Perciformes; Bathydraconidae. The transcript has 21 exons. Gene Ontology annotation, cellular component: plasma membrane. Bases 219 to 3002 code for a protein of 927 amino acids. Gene Ontology annotation, molecular function: chloride channel activity; protein dimerization activity. The record is from RefSeq and is a predicted model, not a curated record. Gene Ontology annotation, biological process: chloride transmembrane transport.